Bursaphelenchus xylophilus (pine wood nematode) is the source of this 2853-nucleotide messenger RNA. The record is from the annotation of a GenBank genome assembly. NCBI's taxonomy places the organism in Eukaryota, Metazoa, Nematoda, Chromadorea, Rhabditida, Aphelenchoididae.
AUGAAAACCGUCAUCUUCUUGUCAUUUGUGGCCUCCACAAUCCUCGCCUUCCCUCCACCACCACCUCCAGGUCCUCCUCCACCAUUCCCCCCAGGACCUCAUGGACCUCCUCCAGGUGGACCGUUCUGGAUGAUUUUCCGCGACCUCAAUGAAUCCCAGCAAAAAGAGUUGACCUCGAUUCUGGAGAAAAACAGGGACUCCAGCAAGAAGGUGUUCAAAGAGGAGCUCAACAAGUUCAAGAGCUCUUUGCCCGAGGACCUGCAGAACACGUUGAAGGUGGAGAAGGACAAGUUCGACAAUUUUAAGAAGGAAAUCGACCAAAAGGCCGAGAAAAUGAGCACCGAUGCCAAGGCGUUGUUCGAUCAGCUCAAGAAGAUUGUCGACGAUGAUUCGUUGAGCUUCAAGUAAGCCCACACCAAAAAUUUUUUUACAGGGGAAGGCUUAAUACUCCAAGUGCGACGCUCAGAUUUUGAUGAAACUUGCCGCAAAUUUACAGGGUGUUUCAAGAAAUUUGGCAGAAACUAAUUGCGAAUAUCUUUGAGCUCUUGCUAGUUAUCGCAGAAAUUCUUUUUGUUUCUAAAACUUGAUAACGGGCGGUUUUGUACUGAACAAAGAAAAAUUUUUUUCGUCGGCGGAGAGGCCAGUUCUCGGCGGAGACAUUUGGGGCCUUUUUUAAAAAUCACACCUUAUUACAUGGUGGAAACUCUGUUACAAUGGCCAAAAUCAUGUUUACGUUAAACCUCCGUGGAUUUUACGGUAUGCUUUUUUUUGUUUUCGAUUUUCGCUCAUCCGCGGAGGCACGGCGGAGACCUCAGGUUUCGGCGGACGUCGUUUUGACUCUUUGGAUCAUUCAAUUCAGGUUGGAAAAAAGUGUGGGGUGAUUUUUUGUUGUCAUCCGAUGCACAGAUGCAAAAAUUUCGCACUUUUUUUCCCCGGCGGAGGAUUCGGCGGAGGCUUUAUCAAAGGGUCAGAACAGUCUUAGGAGUCCGGGAAAAAAACUCAGCUACAAGAAUCCAUAACAGCAACAUCAUUUUUCUUAUUUUUUGGUUCGGCGGACACAUCGGCGGAGGAUUCGGCGGAGGCUUUAUCAAAAGAGUCAAAGUUUUAUUUUGACCCUUUGAUAAAGCCUCCGCCGAAUCCUCCGCCGGGGGAAAAAAGUACAAAAUUUUUGCCAUCUGUGCAUCGGAUGACAACAAAAAAUCGCCCAACCUUUUUUCCAACAUGGAUUUGCAAAAACCGAGGGCCCAAAACAAAGUCCGCCGAAAUCUGAGGUCUCCGCCGCGCCUCCGCGGAUGUUGCGUAAAAUCGAAAACGCAAAAAAAGCAUACCGUAAAAUCCACGGAGGUGUAACGUAAACAUAAUUUUGGCCGUUGUAACAGAGUUUCCACCAUACAAUAAGGUGUGAUUUUUAAAAAAGGCCCCAAAUGUCUCCGCCGAGAACUGGCCUCUCCGCCGACGAAAAAAAUUUUUUUUUGCUCAGUACAAAACCGCCCGAUAUCAAGUUUUAGAAUCAAAAAGAAUUUCUGCGAUAACUCCCAAGAGCUCAAAGAUAUUCGCAAUUAGUUUCUGCCAAAUUUCUUGAAACACCCUGUAGAAUAUUUUUUCUAGGAUAUAUGCGAGAAUCCUAGCUCGCGCUUUGCAGAAACUACCGAGAUUUUUUAGAUUGAAAGUUGGCGAAAAUUUAAGACCUUUUGCCGGAUUUCGGCACGAAAAGUUUCAUGCCUAUUUUUACUAUAGAGGAUAAUGUUUCUACAAAAAAUCAAAUUUUUCCGCACGAAACUGCCAAAGUUAUGGCCAAAAAGUGGUUUUCUCUUUAACCGCUCUCUACGUUUAGUGUGCUUUUUCGGCGGCAAAGCUUGUUUAAUAUCUCGGAGGCACCCGCAAAGCGCGAGCUAAAACUCUCAGGAAUUGAUAUUUAGUUUAUUCCCGACGUGUGUGCAAAAUUUAAAGAAAAUCUGAGCGUCGCACUUGGGGCACUUCCCUUGGUAGCCGUAGAAUUGUCAUCAAAAAAUUAGUCCCACUCAUCCCGAGAUUCUUUCAGAGAAGAGUUCGAAAAGGCCAGAGAAGUCAUCAAAAAGGCGGACAAGUCUGUACUCGACGAGUUCCGCAAGAACCGCGUCCCCCUUCCCGGCAGCCCUCCACCUCCACCACCUCCACGAGGAGGACCGUUGGGCCCCCUCUAUCACAAAUUAAGUCAAGAGCAACAAAAACAAUUGGAUAAGAUUAUGGAAGAAGGAAGAUCCAAGACCAAGAAAGAGGCCAAAGACGCAAUGGACAAGUUUGUCGAUGGCUUGAGUGAGGAGUUGAAGAAGGAGGCGGCUGUGGAGAAGAAGAGACAUGAGGAAUUCGAGAAGGAGAUCAAGGAGAAGGUCGGGAGAUUGAGUGCUGAUGCGCAGAAGGUCCAUAAAGAAAUGGAGGUGAGAGGUUUUAAAUUUGCAAAUUGAGUCUAUUAGGGUGAACCAAAAAAGUUUCCGAUUUUUUAUUAAAAAAUUUUAACAUAAUUUUACACCAAAUGAAAACCGGUUAAAUUUCAAAGUAAAGGCCAGUUGACCAACGGCUAUUUUGCCCAAAAACUGCAACUUUAAGCUCUUCCCUUCCAUUAUUUAAAUUAAAAGAAACUUUUUCCAGGAUAUCAUGAAAGACGACACCAUUACUUUCGAGCAAGAUCACGAGAAAAUGAAAGCCCUCUGGGAUCGAACUGACAAGAAAAUUAUCGACGAAUUCGCUCAAGCCCACAUCCCAUUGCCCGGCCUGUUCCCACCCCCUCCACCAGGGCCAUUCGGACCUCAUCCAUCAGGCCCAUUUCCACCACCUCCACCAGGUGCCUUCCCUCCACCACCUCCACGAUUCUAG